Messenger RNA from Ostreococcus lucimarinus CCE9901, 414 nucleotides. RefSeq lists its product with no specific name. The record is from RefSeq and is a predicted model, not a curated record. The transcript has a single exon. Bases 1 to 414 code for a protein of 137 amino acids. NCBI's taxonomy places the organism in Eukaryota, Viridiplantae, Chlorophyta, Mamiellophyceae, Mamiellales, Bathycoccaceae.
AUGGUGAUGACGUGCGACGCGCGAUUGUCGAUUUGCGUAGAACAGAGCCGCGUUCGCGGGUUGCUCACUAUCGCUCUCUCGGAUUAUCUGCGAACGUGGCGCUCGAGACCAGAGUUCAGACACUUGUUUCAAAAGUUUGCCAAAGUCCACGCGUUGUAUGACGCCAGCUCCUACGAGCGCGCUUUGCAGACGAUCGCGCGGAACGGGAAGAUGUUCUCACAGAGCAAACUCGCCAAAUCCGCCGACGUCGCCCUGGUGUGGGAUCCACGUCGCGUCAUGACAGUGACGCCCGCCGAACUCAAGGUCCACAACCGAGUGCACGAGCGCGGCGACGACGAUUUCGGUUCCCCCGUGGCGGCGCCCGGCGGCGUCGUCGGCACCCUUCUCGACGGCGCCAUCGUGGUUUGGGCGUAA